Cantharellus anzutake is the source of this 717-nucleotide messenger RNA. RefSeq lists its product as uncharacterized. Bases 1 to 717 code for a protein of 238 amino acids. The record is from RefSeq and is a predicted model, not a curated record. The transcript is spliced from 5 exons. Lineage: Eukaryota; Fungi; Basidiomycota; Agaricomycetes; Cantharellales; Hydnaceae.
AUGGGGCAGGCGUACACUAGGGAGGGUUCCCAACCAGUGUUUGGGAGCAAUUCGAGGCGGGGAGGAUGGUACAAGAGCCUUGAGGAUGGCUUUGAGAAUCGGUCGUCUACUGCAGGGUUGAGUGCAGGCAGCGUGACGAGACUUGCAAUUUACAAAGCUCCGGAGGGAUUCUGCGUCAUGAUCGUGUCCUUUCGAAAAUUCUCUGGGAACAAUCGAAGAGGGACCCGAAGCUUGGGAGCUAGGCAGAUACCGCCACGCGAUAAUCCUCUGUAUCUUCCAGAUUUUGGAACCAACGGAGGGGAAAGCACAGUAGGGGCUGCUGAAAGUAUGUGUGGUCGUGGGGUGUUGAUGCCCCACUCCCCCUUUCGUCGAGAACUUGGGGAAAUGGGGGACGAUGGAUGCGGCACACAAACGAGUCUGGCGGGUAAUACGCUUAUUGUUGGCUUGUAUGAUUCCACUGGAAGCCAGCCAGCGUAUCAUGAUUCGAAAUACCAAAUCUCCGAAGACUCAACUUUCUGGCCCGGGACUCAGGCAGGAUAUCACGCCGGCAGGCCAACUCCUCGCACUCCAUCCCCGUCCUUUAAGCGACAAGCAGAUGGUCAAUUCCAGAUUACAGGCGAGCAUUGCCGACCCACAAAACCUCGCCAUCUCAUCAUUAUCGAGACCUAUGGGGCAUGCAUGGGCAAGGAUAGGGAGGGCCUAUUUGGUGAUACCUAG